AGUAAUACUAUCCCAACCCCGUUGAAAGCUUCCUCCACGAAUUAUUCGCCUGUAGUUUUCCUAAAAUAAUUUCAUGUGUUUUUCGAUCUAAAUGGGAUUUAACUCGAUUGUGUCCCCCUCUCAGUGUUUAGGUUUUGAUGUUCUGUAAUAGGAAGCAUUCACUUUUUGGUCAAAAUUUAUGUCUUUAUAUUUUCUUAGUCUCUUCUCUUGCAGCUGAAACUGUUUCUUGAAGUAUGUUGUUGUAGCUUCUAUUCAUUACUCCACUCUUGGGGAAAUCUAUUGUUUUAUUAUUUGUGACCGUUGGGAAUGUAAAGAUGGUCAGGAAGGAAGAUGUGGAUUUCUAUUGCGGGUUUUCAAGGAAAGAGCUUCAGAGUUUGUGCAAGAAGUAUAAUUUGCCUGCCAAUAGAUCAAGUUCGGAUAUGGCUGAAUCAUUAGCUUCCUUUUUCGAGAAAAAUGGUUUAAACUCGGUAGGCUUUGCGUUCCCUGGGAAUCAACAUAGUGUAGCUACGACAUCUAGAGCACCAGCGAAUAGAACAUGGGAUGUUCAAAGAGAUUCUUAUGGUAAAGAAUUGGAUAAAACUAGAGACGAUUGUGUUCAAGGUGCGGUGCCUAGAAGACCAGGCUUUUUCCUUGGGGACAAUACACCGUAUCAGGAAAGAAAUGGAAAUGGUGGUUUGAUUGAUUCUGCAUGUGCACCUCCAUAUAUGAGGACAUUGAAUGAAAAGGGCCCAACAGCUAACUCCAAGAGAACAGAUUCUCGGCUAGAAGAUAGAAUGAGAGAUGUAGACAGUGGUGAUAGUGCUAGUUCGUCUUCGUUUGAGUUUCAUGUCAGUUUGGAAGAGGGUAUUAGCCUUUCAGUUGAUCUAAAUUUCAAUCCAUCAGAUUGGAUUAAUAGCAUGAGGGAUGAGGUCAAUGUAUGUGAUAGCAUGCGUCGAAGAAAACCCCCACAUUCUGACCUUGAGAACAGAUUCUCGGCUAGAAGAUAG
Camelina sativa (false flax) is the source of this 986-nucleotide messenger RNA. The record is from RefSeq and is a predicted model, not a curated record. Lineage: Eukaryota; Viridiplantae; Streptophyta; Magnoliopsida; Brassicales; Brassicaceae.